Megalopta genalis is the source of this 1657-nucleotide messenger RNA. RefSeq names its product vanin-like protein 1. Gene Ontology annotation, molecular function: hydrolase activity, acting on carbon-nitrogen (but not peptide) bonds, in linear amides. The record is from RefSeq and is a predicted model, not a curated record. Lineage: Eukaryota; Metazoa; Arthropoda; Insecta; Hymenoptera; Halictidae.
AAAAUCGACACACUUCACCGGCGAAGUGAACAGGCGACAUAACUCCGGCAUACAUAGACUUUGCUGGCAGAUCGUCUUGGAGGAAUAGCAGCUGAAUCAUGCGUGGAUUUUUAAGCUCCUUGGGAGUUUUAUUAGCUCUCGCGCACUUCUCGCAACAGGUGCCGGAGGAAGAUACAAGGGACUACUAUAUCGGGGCUGUGGUAGAAUUCACGCCUAAGUUCUACUUUUCCGAAAAAACUGUGCUGGAGAAUACGAAAUUGUAUAUCGAACACAUUCAAAAUGCGAGAAAACAGAACGUGGACAUCAUCGUGUUCCCGGAGGACGGUAUAACGUCUCUGGACAUACCGGGUCUACCGGAAAUGGAUGCUUGGACGACCGCCGUACCGUCUGCCGAAGAUAAUUUCAACCCGUGCCUACAGGAUCGCGCGAAUGUCACACAAGUGAUGAAGAUGCUGUCGUGCGCGGCGCGAGACAACAAGAUGUACGUCGUGGUGAACGUUGCUGAAAAAUUUGUGGACCUCAACGGCACUCAUUAUUACAAUACCAAUGCGGUGUUCGAUCGGAAUGGAAAAAUAAUCGCCAGAUACCGCAAGGUGAACCUCUACAUUGAGCCCGACUUUGAACCAAGUCCGCAACCACCAAAUAUCGUCACCUUCGACACCGAUUUCGGCGUCCGAUUUGGCACGUUCAUCUGCUUCGACAUCUUCUACCCUGUUCCUGGAUUGAUCCUGACAAGAGAUCUAGGGAUCACGGACAUCGUGUACACCACAGCUUGGUUCUCCGAAUCACCGUUCACCACCGCCGUUCAAAUGCAUUUCGGAUGGGCUUACUCCGAGGACGUGAACUUCCUGUCCGCUGGACACAAUAGACCAUUGAUUGGAUGCACCGGAAGCGGUAUUUAUUUAGGACGCGGUGGACUGGCAAACGCAACGAUGUCCGAUUCCAAUGGCAGUAAAUUGCUGGUCUCUCGGGUGCCGAAAAAGAAGGGUCCAAGGCUGGCACGCCCGCUAACGAUGCAGGAAAGAUUCGUGGAGACCAAGGAAAAAACGAAACAAGAUUGUUACAAGGAAAACAUGAAGAGGAGAGGGGUGGUUCGUGGGGUUUUACUUAAGCGCGACGAUUUCAUACCGUACGAAACCGUUCCUCUGACCGGGCCACUGUUCGAAAAGACCCUUUGUCAUCGAGAUUUCUGCUGCGAGUUCAAAGUAAACAGCACCGUCGACCAAUCGAGUAACUAUCGUGCAGUGGUUUACAGCGGAUGUCGCUAUAUCGGUGGCACAUCGACCGAAAACGGAAUUCGAGUAUGCGGAUUAACGCAAUGCUCCGACAAGGACCCUGAAUCCUGCGGCGUGGUUCAAUCGUCCAAUGUUCAAUUCAACAAUGUGUCGAUCACCGCGACCUUCGACGAUUUGACGUGGUCUUCGUCGAUACCGAGCACAUUAAACCCGGAGUUGCUACCGUUCGAUGAUUUCGUAUACGAUGAAUACAUUCUCCCUAACAAAACGGUUGCGACUCUUGUUCUGACCAAGCCUCAAACUGACAUUUCAAGUUUCUCAAUUUACGCUCGCGAUUAUUUUAACGACUCUCCUCAUUAAGACUGUUGUGUAAAGAGGAGUAAAAUUUAUUUUUGUAAAUAAAAAGAGAGCUAAAACUGAAA